Acaulospora morrowiae is the source of this 527-nucleotide messenger RNA. NCBI's taxonomy places the organism in Eukaryota, Fungi, Glomeromycota, Glomeromycetes, Diversisporales, Acaulosporaceae. The record is from the annotation of a GenBank genome assembly.
CACCCGACGGAUCCGAUGUAAUCGUUCUAGAAUAUGCCGAGUUAGGCGAUUUACGUGAAUAUUUAAAAAGCAAAUUUGCCAACAUAACGUGGGAAGAGAAGAUUGACAUUAGCAUGCAGAUUUCAAAUGGUUUAAGUUUUUUGCACACCAACGAUAUUUUACACAGAGACCUGCAUACUAGAAAUAUAGUUUUGUCAGCACGCGGUGGAAAAGAGAAAACAAUAAUUACUGGGUCCAAAUUCAAAGGGUGGGAAAAAUGUUGCGAAAAUUAUCCUCAUUAUUCAUCAAUUCCUAGAUUAUUAAAGACAAGAACACUAUCUGAGCCCGAUUCUAUUUCUUUAAAUUUAAUAGCAAAUGAGCAAACCACGGAAUUACUAGUAAAUUUACAGGAAAUAGAUAAAUGGUGCAUUGAACAACCGAAAAAUGAUGUGAUGAAAUUUAUAAAACAGAGUGCACCCAACCUUGCCAAACUAAUAGAACAUAAAAAAUUUUCUGUUAAUGAAAAUUCUUUCGCUCACCAAAUUUAA